Molecule: messenger RNA, 303 nt
Organism: Fusarium proliferatum ET1
Lineage: Eukaryota; Fungi; Ascomycota; Sordariomycetes; Hypocreales; Nectriaceae
Exons: 3
Coding region: 1-303 (100 amino acids)
Cellular component (GO): extracellular region
Source: RefSeq, a predicted model, not a curated record
AUGCAGUUCUACGCCAUCGUCUCUCUCUUCCUCGCUGGCACCGCGAUCGCCGCGCCUGCUACCUCCUCCAACGGCUACGAAGCUUGCCCCAGCGGUGGCCUCUUUGGCAACCCUCAGUGCUGCAGUCUCAACCUCGUCGGUGUCCUCUCUGGUGACUGCCGCGCUCCUACCAAGACUCCCAACAGCGCCAAGGAAUUCCAGGAGAUUUGCGCCGAGUCUGGUCAGAAGGCUCGCUGCUGUGGCCUCUCCGAGAUUCUUGAGCUCGGUGCUUUCUGCCAGAAGCCCGUCGGUGUUGCUGCUUAA